Aphis gossypii (cotton aphid) is the source of this 2031-nucleotide messenger RNA. RefSeq names its product sensory neuron membrane protein 1 (gene Snmp1). Gene Ontology annotation, cellular component: membrane; cytoplasm. The transcript is spliced from 10 exons. The coding region runs from base 259 to 1725 and encodes 488 amino acids. Gene Ontology annotation, molecular function: scavenger receptor activity. NCBI's taxonomy places the organism in Eukaryota, Metazoa, Arthropoda, Insecta, Hemiptera, Aphididae. The record is from RefSeq and is a predicted model, not a curated record.
AUACGGGCCAGUAGUAGUCGGUCGGUCGGUCCGUCCGUCGUUCGGUCAGUGCUCCAAAAAUUUGGAGUUGUCUUGUGACACAUAGGCUAAAAGUUGAAAAAAUUCACAUAACACUGUGCACUGCGAAUACACUUUAACAGCUUCGCUGAUUCAUUAUUUCGUUUGCUUUACAUUUUCAAGUGACUGCAAAUCAGAUAUUUGAAAGCAAAGCCUAAUUUUAUUUAGUGACAACGACGACGACGACUUUAUCCUAUCAAUAUGGGAGCACCGACGCCGCUUACCGUUAUUGGUAUCAUAUUUUUGUUGUUUGGCGUUUUCGUCGGAUGGUUCGCUUUCCCGAAGAUGUUACACAAAAAAAUAUUAGAGAGUAAAUCAUUAAAUCCGAGAUCAACUAUGCGUCAGAUGUGGUCACAUCCUCCGAUAUCUGCAGAUUUUAAAAUUUAUUUAUUCAACGUAACUAAUCCCGAAGAAGCACAAAAGGGUGAAAAAGUCAUACUUAAAGAAGUCGGACCUUAUGUUUAUCAUGAAUGGAAAGAAAAAGAAAACUUAAUAGACGAUAUCAAUGAAGAUACGGUUGAAUUUAGUUUCAAAAACACUUUUGUGUUAGAUGAAAUGUCGACGCUUCCAUUAACUGGAGAUGAAAUUUUAAUUAUGCCUCAUUUGGCUAUGAUAGGAAUGGUAACAAUGACUAAGAUGAUAAAACCGGCUGCAAUAGGUUUGGUAAAUAAAGCAAUUCCUUAUUUGUAUCCAGAUCAAACUAGUGCAUUUAUGAUGGGGACCGCUAACGAUAUCAUGUGGAAUGGAUUGGAUAUUAAUUGCACGUCCGGAGAGUUUGCAGCCGUUGCUAUUUGUUCACAGAUAAGGCAAAAUUCGGCAAGCUUACACAAAAUCAGCAAGGAUCAUUUCAAAUUUUCAUUAUUCGGAGUGAAAAAUGGAACCAUCGAGAGCAAUCGUUAUACAGUGAAACGCGGCUACAAGAUGUCACCGUUGGAGGUUGGACAGGUGGUGAGAUUCAACGACAAACACAAAAUGGAUGUGUGGCCCGGCGAAGAGUGCAAUCGGAUAUACGGGACAGAUACCACGAUAUUUCAACCAUUUAUUACGCCGGACACCAAUCUGGCCAGCUUCAGCGGUGACAUUUGCCGAUCAUUAACUCCAGACUAUUUACAUGAAACAAAGUAUAAUGGAUUAAAUGUGUUUGAGUAUUCGGCCGUAUUAGUAAAACCAGAGGAAAAGUGCUUUUGUUUAAACCAAAAAAAAUGUCUAAAACAAGGAGCAUUGGAUUUAACAAAUUGUUCAGGUGCUCCUAUAAUUGCAACUCUCCCGCAUUUUUAUAAAUCUGAAGAAUAUUUGAAUAAUGUUGAUGGACUAAGUCCCGAAGUUGAGAAGCAUAGGAUUCAAAUGUACUUUGAACCUAUGACUGGUACCCCAUUAUUGGGUUAUAAACGUUUGCAGUUCAAUAUUUUUUUGAAGAAAGAACCAAAAAUAAACGUUAUGAAAACGCUCAACGAAGAUGAAAAACUAAUACCACUGUUUUGGGUUGAAGAGGGAGUCGCUUUGAAUAAGACGUGGACGAAUCAAAUAAAAAAUAAAUUAUACUUGCCAAUUACAAUCAUGAAAUACGUUAAAUACAUAUUUGUGGCUUUUGGUAUCGUUUUCAUUAUAUUGGCAGUGGUUGUCAACUACAAUAGUGUUAAGACGACGGAAAUCACACCAAAAUAUUAGAAUACAAUGAUCGCAAAAAAUAAAUAAAUAAAUACCUAAUACUUUAUAUUAAGUUAGACCUCACAAAAGUAAACAUAUUUUUAUUGUUGUACAAUAUUAUGAACACUGGUGUUCACGUUGUAAAUAUAUUUUUAGUUAAAAAGUGAUUUUAUAGGAAUAAACCAAUUAUGUUCAAAUAUUUACCAACUAUAUACUUGACUAUUACUAUUUAUUUUAAAAUGUAUUUUAUUCAUUAUGCAUACUAUAAUAUAAAAGUAGCAAGAAGAGUAUAAAAACAGUAUAUUAAGUAUAAACCGAUUUGUAAUA